GAAGGGCCACAAGAAGGGCUGCCAGUUCCAGGGCUGCCAGUGUGACAAAUGCAUCCUCAUUCUGCAGCGCCGGCGUGUCAUGGCUGCCCAGGUGGCCCUGCGCAGGCAGCAGGAGAUGGAGCUGAGGAAGCAGCUGGCCAGGGGAUUGCUGCGGCUCAGAGACGGCUGCACCACGGCCUCUCUGGGCUUGGCCCACCGCUGCGAAGGCAAAAAGCCAAAGGAGCAAGCAGCUGCAGCUGCAAAGGAAAAUGCCGAGCCAGGCUCCAUGGACGGAUGCAGCCAACUGGAGCCUGCAGGACCCACCAGCAGCCUGUGGCACCAACCUGCCAGCAGAGGAAUGAGGGGGGAGAAUGCUGCACGUGGCCCCAAGGGAAGCGCCUGGCUGCCCCUUCCCCCACCUCCAGAGGUGCUUGAGCUGCCCUGGCCCCCCGGAGAGCACCAAGCACCCCGUGCACCUUGGUUCCUGCCGGCUCUGCCCCUGCCGCCACCCUGCCUCUGCCAGGUGUGGCCCCAGGAGCCUUCCCAUCACUGCACAGCUCAUCCAGGUUGUGAUGGCGGCAAGGUGGCACAUGCCCCAGGGGGUCUCGUGGCAAUCCCAGGACAGCUGCUCCAGCAGGCACCAGGACUCCCCUGGUUCCCACCAGCAGCCUCUGCAUCCACCGACCUGCUUGGCCGCCUGGUGCUGAGCCCCCUGGAUGGGAACCUGGAUUUGAGAGGCCACCUGGAGUCCAUGCCGCCGGGAGCCCAGCCUCCUCCCUCCUCGGCUCCCCUCCCGCGUGGCUGCGCCAGGGGCCUCCUCUUCUCCCCCGUCUCCGAAGAGCAGCUGCAGAAGGAGGCUGCUGAGGCCUUGAUGGUCCUGAGAAACUCCCCACAGCUGGCCCCCCCUGCUGCUGUGCCCCUCUUGCUGGCCUUCCCCCCGUCCCCAGGAGAGCCCGGGGGCAUGGGGGCACGGGAGGCUCUGCCAGCUGGGCGGGCUGGCACCGGUGGGUUCCCACCUUCGCUGUACUGCAGCGUUCUGCCUCAGCCAGCCAGGCACUUCCACCUGGUCCCCAGGCCGCCCCCCCGGGGGUCCCCAGCAGCCUCCACCCUCCU
Pelodiscus sinensis (Chinese soft-shelled turtle) is the source of this 1092-nucleotide messenger RNA. It is a transcript of the gene DMRTC2, whose product is annotated as DMRT like family C2. NCBI's taxonomy places the organism in Eukaryota, Metazoa, Chordata, Testudines, Trionychidae. The record is from RefSeq and is a predicted model, not a curated record. Gene Ontology annotation, molecular function: DNA-binding transcription factor activity, RNA polymerase II-specific; RNA polymerase II cis-regulatory region sequence-specific DNA binding. Gene Ontology annotation, cellular component: nucleus. Gene Ontology annotation, biological process: regulation of transcription by RNA polymerase II; sex differentiation.